Messenger RNA from Zea mays, 936 nucleotides. RefSeq lists its product as uncharacterized. The record is from RefSeq and is a predicted model, not a curated record. The transcript has 2 exons. Lineage: Eukaryota; Viridiplantae; Streptophyta; Magnoliopsida; Poales; Poaceae. The coding region runs from base 60 to 932 and encodes 290 amino acids.
GUAAAGGAAAAGAGAAGAUUGAGAGGACCAUUGUGUGGGAUGAGGAUCAAAGCAAGUUUAUGCUUGGUUGGUUUACUGACUUCAUAAAAGAACAACAUGCUGGUUUUAAGAUUAAAAAACAACACCACUUCAAGUGUGCUGAGGCAUUGAACAGACAAUUCAAUAUGGGGGUCACUGCUACUCAAGUUGAAAGACGUUACAGGCAUUAUAAAGAGAAUUGGAAGUUUGUUGCUGCAGCCUUAAGCAAGAGUGGUAACACUUUUGACACAACAAGGUCUAUGGUAGUCAUAUCUGAAUCAGAGAAAGCUAACCUAAAGGAUAGGGCAAGGAGGCUCCUUUCUAAGCCUAUCAAGUUUUUCAAUGAAAUGCAAGAGUUGUUUAUUAACAGCAGUGCUGAUGGCUCUCUAGCCAUGGAAGCUACAACUUGCAUGAAUGAAACUCAUCCUGGAGAUGACAGUGACUUCAAUGAUGAUGUGUGCAGUGACUUCUCCAACUACCCUCAGCCUGUGCAUGAUCUAGGUGAUGAUUCUGACACUUUACCAUCUCCCAAUCAUCAUCCAUCUCAAAGUGUUGAUCAUAGCUCGUCAAGUUCUGGACUGAAGCGCCCACAAGGAGAGGGAGUACUUGCGAAGAGGAAUGUGAAACCAAAGAGUCACACAACAAAGGUAGUAGAUGAACUAAGUGCUACUUUGGUAGAACUUCGAAAUGAUCUUAAGAAGCCACCACCUCCAGUGCCUAUGCCUUUUGUUAACCCUAAUGCAAUAUUGUGGCAAAGGCUUGAGAAUAUGACAAUUACUACUGAUCAAAAGUUAAUGGUAGGAACGUAUCUAGCACACAAAGAUCAAAAGGGUAUGCGUGGUUUCUUAUCUGCUGCAUCAGACAUAACAUUUGAGUCAUGGGUACUAAAGCAUCUGAGUGAUUUGGACCUAUGAAUCG